CCAACUGGACAACAGGGGUCCAUUCCUCCACUGGCUAACCCUGCUAGACCAGCACUCUAAAGGAGAAGACAGUAGAGGAGAGACGAGGAGAGGGGGAUUAGUUAACCCUGCUAGACCAGCACUCUAAAGGAGAAGACGAAAAGGGGAUUAGUUAACUUCUGACACUGGUAGUUCCAUGUGUAGCCUGAGAAUGGCGCUGCUGUGUGUGGUUGUGGCCUUUGCCCUGACUCUGCAAGGCCCCUGCCCCAGUGUGUGUGCCCCUCAGGGGGGGCCGGAGCCAGACGAACAGCCCUAUGACCUGGAUGAAUUUGAUAUGAAUGGAGAGACAGACUGGGAAAACCUGGACCUCAAUGGAGAAAACUAUGACUAUGAAGACCUAGACCAAGAGAUCGAGGUGGGGACGGUGGCCCCCCCUGCUCCUGAGACCCCUCCCCCGGCCAACGUGCCCCCUCCUGAGUAUGAGGAGGAGGUGACCCUGCCCCCCAGGCCGAUCCCUCCCCUGGCUCCAGUAACUCUGGACUUCAAAGGACCAGGCCUGUUUGGACCUGACACUGGCCUGGGUAUGCCUACAUGUUUGCUGUGUGUGUGCAUCAGUGGAAGUGUGUAUUGUGAUGAUGCUGACCUGGAGCAGAUUCCUCCACUGCCUAAAGACACCACACAUUUCUACGGGCGCUUCAACAGUAUCAGACACGUCAAGAACACUGACUUCAUCAACCUCAACAAGCUGAAGAGCAUCGACCUCACAGGGAACCAGAUCUCUGGGGUGGAUGAAGAUGCGUUCCGCCUCCUGCCACAGCUCCAGAACAUCCUAUUGGCUGAUAACAACCUGCAGGCGCUGCCAGAGCUCCCGCCCACCCUCAGAUACAUCGAUGUGCGCAACAACAGACUGAUCAGCAAUGGACUACACACAGAGGGGUUCAAGGAGAUGAGCCUGCUAGAGUUCCUGUAUCUGUCUGAUAACAAGCUGGACUACAUCCCCGUCCCACUACCUGAGAGCCUCAGAGUACUACACCUACAGAACAACAACAUCCAGAAUCUUCACGUGGACACAUUCUGUAACAGCCACGACCGUAACUACAUACGACGCUCCCUGGAGGACAUCAGGCUGGAUGGAAACCCUGUCAACAUCAACCUGUACGCCUCCUCCUACAUCUGCCUGCCUCGCAUGCCUAUCGGGAGCCACUGAGUGGGGCAUUGAGGUGGCAUGGAGGGAGGAAUGGAGUAGCUCUGCAGAGAGGGAGGCAGGGAGGGGGUCUGCAAAGAGGGAGAGAGAGGUGAGGGAGGGAGGAAGGGGAAAGAGAAAGUAUUCAUUUUAUAAAGCAAUUCAAAGACAGAGAAGAGUGUGAGGGGUGGGGAAAGGAAGGAUGGGAAGUGGGAGUUGUUCAUUAUAUUCUGGUUCGCUAUCUCUUUAACAUUAGCUGCUAUCUCAAUCCUGACACCAGUAAGAGGCUGUCUUGACUGAACGAUUCAUUGGCAGAUGGCCCGAUAAAUGAGGGUCUGUUUGCUUGUACCUGACUGUAUCGACUGUCUGUCUGUCUGCCUGUCUGACUGCUACUUUUGCCACUGAAACAUGUGUGUCGCCUCACAAUGAGAUUUUCAUUCUCAAUUAUAGGUUGCCCAUAAUAAAAACAACUGUGAUUCA
This is a messenger RNA of Coregonus clupeaformis (lake whitefish), 1642 nucleotides long. Its product is annotated as epiphycan. Bases 176 to 1186 code for a protein of 336 amino acids. The record is from RefSeq and is a predicted model, not a curated record. Lineage: Eukaryota; Metazoa; Chordata; Actinopteri; Salmoniformes; Salmonidae. Gene Ontology annotation, molecular function: protein binding. The transcript is spliced from 7 exons.